Saccoglossus kowalevskii is the source of this 1836-nucleotide messenger RNA. RefSeq names its product MAP kinase-interacting serine/threonine-protein kinase 1-like. Lineage: Eukaryota; Metazoa; Hemichordata; Enteropneusta; Harrimaniidae. Gene Ontology annotation, molecular function: protein kinase activity; ATP binding. The record is from RefSeq and is a predicted model, not a curated record. Gene Ontology annotation, biological process: protein phosphorylation.
UGCAAAUGGCGGCGUGACCUUACUCGACACAUGGAGAAACGAUCACCACGAUCAGAAGUAUCAAGGAGUGAGGGCAUGUGACGUAGUUAACCUUUGUCAUCAUGCAUCACAUGAUUUGAUGACGUAAAAUCCGUAGAGGCCAGCGCAGUCGACCAGCAAUGCAAGUAAAUCAGGGACUUCAUGUAGCGAAUAGUGGGUGCUUUUAUCAGUUGUUGAAUGCGAAGCAGGCCAGGCUAUCUCAGGAAUUCACAGAUUUUCAUCAGGCCUAUCAGCUACAAACAACAAUGCCUUCAUCUGAUAUAAACAAGAAUUUUCUUGAGCCAAGGCCAGCCAUGAGUAGCGGGGAUAGUAGUAGUGGCGGUGAUAAUGAUAAUUCACGGAGGCCAACAACAUUGGUUUAUGCACCAGUACCAGAUGGUAAUAACAGUACAUCAGGAGUAUGCCAUCUGAACAGACAGGGGAAGAAAAAGAAGCGCAAGAAGAAAAGAAAUUCAGAAAUUAUUCCAAGCAGGUUUGAAGAUUUUUACCAGAUGACUGGUGAAGUUCUUGGCGAAGGUGCUUAUGGCAGUGUCAAAACCUGCAUAAAGAUUUCUUCCAAUAAGCAAUAUGCUGUUAAGGUAAUUCAGAAGAAAACUGGGAGAAGUAGAGGAAGAGUGUUCAAAGAAGUUGAAACAGCAUAUUACUGCCAAGGACAAAAAAACAUUCUUCAAAUGAUUGAAUUCUUUGAAGAUGACGAUAGGUUCUAUCUAGUGUUUGAGAAGAUGUAUGGAGGACAUUUACUGAGUCACAUUGAAAGAAAGAAAACAUUUACUGAGCAUGAAGCUUCCUUAGUUGUCAAAGAUAUUGCCUCAGCUUUGAGGUUUCUGCAUGAUAAAGGAAUUGCUCAUCGGGAUUUGAAGCCUGAAAACAUACUAUGUGAAUAUUCUGAUCGAGUUUCACCAGUCCAAAUAUGCGAUUUUGAUCUUGGAAGUGGUGUUACUAUGAACAGUGCCUUCACAACGCCUGUUACAACUCCAGAAUUGCUAACUCCAGUUGGAUCAGCUGAAUAUAUGGCUCCUGAAGUGGUUGAUGCAUUUAUAGGAGAAGCCUCUCCCUAUGAUAAGAGAUGCGACAUCUGGAGUUUAGGAGUUAUACUGUACAUUACUAGUGGCAAACCACCAUUCUAUGGUCAGUGUGGAACUGAUUGUGGAUGGGAACGAGGAGAGGCAUGUCUUUCAUGUCAGGACAUGUUGUUGAACAGCAUUCAAGAAGGUAGUUAUGAUUUCCCAGACAGGGAAUGGGGCCAUAUUUCCCAUCUUGCCAAAGAUCUAAUUUCUCACCUCUUGGUGAAAGAUGCUCAUGCAAGAUUCACAUGUGAUGAACUGCUCAACCAUCCAUGGAUCAACCAGGCACCAACUAAUCCCCUUACAACACCAAAUGUGCUACAAAGAAACAACAGUGCCAAAGAUUUAGCCAACUUUGCUGCUGAAGCAGUAGCAUACAGUCGACUGGUAGCCCAACACCAGGCAUACAUGUCACGCUCCAAUGAGUGGCAGAAAAUUGAAGAGAUUGAAGAAGAUGAAGAAGACAGUGGCUUGAAAUUUGGGCUGUCACCACCAGGAGAAUCUGCUCUUGCAAAGCGUCGAUCAGCAAGGAAUCAAAGCAAAUCCUCCAGCGUUGGGAUCUGUAUAACUGUCGGAAGUAGUGGAUCAUAAUCAACUGUGAUCACAUCCUGAGGAUUUUGACAAGGUCAGCACAGUCUCAGGUGUUUUUGCCAAAGACAUUUUUAAAUACCGUUUUUUAAUUUUUAUUUUUUUAAUAUUAAUACCUUAAAUUGAAAAGAAAGGAGCAAAUAAA